UUUUGAUCGCGUGAUUAAGGCUGCCCUUGCGCAACGAUGAUGGGGUCCGCAGCGCUGUUUGUGCGUGGCGAGUUCAUUACCAGCCGUGGCGGGCACGCACAAUAAAGCAAAUCAGCGUGGCGACGAAGAACUCGAGGUGCACGCCGUGAACUGAUGACUCGCGGCCGCCCCUCCGCCGUGCUCCUCUUCCUGGCGCACGGGCGAGGCGCGGCGGUCGACAUCCUGCACGUCAUCUUUGAUGACUUGCGGCCGGACCUGGGCGCGUACGGGCGGCGGUGGGCGCGGACGCCGCACCUGGACGCGCUCGCAGACGGUGGCGUAGUCUUCACGCAGGCGCACGCCGCCGUCGCCCUCUGCGCGCCCUCCCGUGCCUCCUUCUUGACCGGGCGGAGGCCCGACUGGAACGGGGUCAUUGACCUGUGGACGCAUCAUCGCGGCGCGGACAGGCGCGCGGUGACGCUGCCGCAGGCCCUGCGCGAGAGCGAAGAACGCUACCUGACCGUCUCGUACGGCAAGGUUUUCCACCAGGGUCAGGAUGACCCGCUCGCGUGGGCGCCUCAGGCGGAAUUCGCGGACCACCACACGUGCCGCGGAAAACGGUGGUCCCCAGCGACCCCGCCCGGGAGCCCGGGCGAUCCAUGCCCAGGCCAACGGCCCGCGCGGUGGAAUUAUCAGGAUUAUCAAUUACCCGGACUGAUGCGCGGGGAAGGCGGCUCCCGCUUUUGGUUUGAGCGUGGCCCCGAUGCUAACCCGAACGGUGUCAAUUACACGGACUAUGUGAUUGCGGACCAGGCACGCGGAGGCCUGGAGCGCCUCGCGGCACAGCCGCGGCCGUGGUACCUCGCCGUCGGCUUCGUGCGUCCGCACCUCCCAUUCAAUUCGCCAGCGCCGUUCUUUGACGCGUUCCCGAUCGAUGCGGUGCCGCCGCCGCCGCGGCCCCGCCCGCCGUCGCAUGCGUCGGUACUGACGGCAAACUCCGUACGUGUGGGCGAAGGGGAGCUCAACGCCAGAAUUUGGAAACGACCAGACGAGGAGGGAAACCUCGUGACAACGUACCUACGGAAGGCCUCUAUGGCCGGAAACUUCGCGGCGGCGUAUGCCGCCGCCGUAUCGUUUGCAGAUGCGCAGUUUGGGCGCGUGAUGGACCGUCUGGCGACGCUUGGUCGGCGUCAAACUACCGCCAUCGUCGUGCAUGGCGACCACGGUUGGAAGCUCGGUCACCUCGGGGGCUGGGGGAAGAGUUCGCCGCUGACGCAAGACACGCACGUUCCGUUGAUCAUAUCGGUGCCGGGGGCGCGGCCCGGGCGCAUAGAUUUGCCAGUCGAGCUGCUUGAUGUCUUCCCGACGAUCAUAGACUUGGCGGGCGUUUCGCCCCGGCGCUCUCUCGCGUUGCACGGCCGUAGCCUCCGGCCGACCAUCGAGGGUCGCCAAGUCAAUGCCGCGGGGUUUGCGGUGUCGCAGUGGCCACAAGUAUUGAAUCCUCACCACGAAAACGGAAUAACGUGCAUGGGAUACAGCCUCCGCGUCGCGAACUGGACGCUCAUUCAGUGGGUACUCACGCCAACCCGCUGCAGCAGAACGGGCGGAGCGUUGCAUUGCCGCGGGCCGCGACGUGACACGCCGGGGAACGCCGCGGCUUGGAAAGCGAUCCAAAGGCGCUUCGCCGGGGGCGACCCGUGCCGCGGCCACGCUGACCUCUUCCGUGCGCCGCCGGACUACGGAGUAAAGCCGUGGGUUGAGCCCGAAAGCCGAAAUAUUAUCGACGCAUACCCUCAGAUAGCAAAGGAGCUGCGCGAACUCCUUGCCUCGCAUCUCGACUUGGACCGCAACCGCGUUGCCCCUUCGACAAAACAAAUAAAUCGACUUUCGGGAACGGUGCCAAACCCGCCCCCCUCCAAGCUCUUACCCAAAUACUCAAAAAGUCGUCGUUCUGUUCACCAGCCUAUGAUUGGCACAACAAUUCAUAGUACAAAGGGCGGGCGUUCGGUCACGCACUUCGGCUUCGGCUCCCCGGCUGGGCGGCCUCUUCGUGCCCGGAAAGCCAACUUAAUCCCACCUAGAUUGUGAGCCCGACGCUGCCCGCCGACUCUUCCGCCGUCGUUCCCGAGCCUAUGUAUCAGGAGGCCUUUUUAAUUUGUAGUAAUCUUUA
Messenger RNA from Pelagomonas calceolata, 2149 nucleotides. NCBI's taxonomy places the organism in Eukaryota, Pelagophyceae, Pelagomonadales, Pelagomonadaceae. The record is from the annotation of a GenBank genome assembly.